Messenger RNA from Parathielavia appendiculata, 910 nucleotides. RefSeq names its product RNA-binding domain-containing protein. NCBI's taxonomy places the organism in Eukaryota, Fungi, Ascomycota, Sordariomycetes, Sordariales, Chaetomiaceae. The record is from RefSeq and is a predicted model, not a curated record. The transcript is spliced from 3 exons. Gene Ontology annotation, molecular function: RNA binding. The coding region runs from base 156 to 614 and encodes 152 amino acids.
CUUCAGAAGUGUACACCCCCGCCUUCACAGUGGCCGAUAUUCGAACACAGAGCAACAAGACUCUCUUCUCACGUCGCCCCACACCUUUCUCACCCGGUGGACAACCCCCAAAUCAAGCCAAGGAACACUGAAAAAGAAGAGGACCAGAGAAAAGAAUGACAGACACAACCCGCUGGAAAUCCACAAUCUACGUCGGCGGCCUGGCUCCCGCCGUCACCAUCACAACGCUGCAAGAGGCCUUCCUCCCUUUCGGCGAGAUCGCUGACGUGUCGCUGCCCCGCAACGAGAACCCCAACACGGCGGCCGACGAGCCGCACCGCGGGUUCGCCUACGUCGAGUAUGAGGACGCCGAGGACGCCAAGGAGGCCAUCGACAACAUGGACCAGGCCGAGCUCUUUGGGCGCGUCAUCAAGGUGGCGGCGGCCAAGGCGCCCAAGAGCGCCGGGCAGGGGCUCGGCGGGAAGACAGCUGUUUGGGAGCAGGAAGGUUGGUUAGCUGAGCAUGCGGUUAACGAGGAAGAUAGGUUGGCUGCGGUCCAGGCGCAGAACGCGAGGCCUGAAGACCCAAUGCAGGGGCUAGAAGGGCUGGAUGUUGCUGGGCCGAAGCCGGAAUGAAGGGAUUGUCUUCGGUUUGUUCAACGAAGAAAGACGUCUCGCGGGCAGGGCUCUUCCCGAGUCGAGUGCAAGGGUGGGAAAGGAAGUUGAUGAUACCAAAGAAAUUGCAUAGCUACGGCGUUAGGGCAGCUUCAGGCAUCGUUCUGUUAAUCAAGGAGAUGGGCGUCUGUUCACACGCCUUUGGACAGGUACUGAGACACAAACUGGGGUAAACACGCCCUUACUCCUUCCGAUCAUUCCGACCCGCCAUUCUUGUACAGUCCCUCGACCAUCCAAGUCUAAAGAGCCCAAUUCCA